This is a messenger RNA of Linnemannia hyalina, 3612 nucleotides long. The record is from the annotation of a GenBank genome assembly. NCBI's taxonomy places the organism in Eukaryota, Fungi, Mortierellomycota, Mortierellomycetes, Mortierellales, Mortierellaceae.
AUGACUUUUAGUCAACUGAGAAGCAAAAUUCAUCUCAGCAAGCCCAUCUGGUUCAAGGAUUUGGAAGCAGAGGAUCUCACCCUUUGGAGCGUCUCGAUCCCAAUCACAGAAGACAACGACGACACUCCCAUCCUGCUCGAACAUGUCCCCAGUAGCAGCAAAAAAAGGCUCGGCCCGGCCACGCGUCUCUCAAAGGUAUUCCCUGAGGAGCUGCCUGAAGUGACAGUCCUCCAACGACCUCCUCCAGUCCGUGCACCUGUCCCUGCCCGUCCCUCCACUCCACAGCUCAAGUCUAUUCCGAAGGAUCUCCUCGAGCAGGAACUGGAAGUCAUUCUCAAUGACAUCCAGCUUCGCCCUACCACCCCCUCUGUUGAUCCAAUGGAAGUUAAGGCUUUCCAGAAUGAAGAACUUGGACCCUUUUUCAAGAGGACUCUUCCGCAUGGUGAGACAGCAAGAGACAUCAAGCUGGUGAUGCUGGGACUUGAGCUGGGCAAGCUGGCAAGGACGAGCGACGGCGAAACCUUGCAUUCUAUUGUGGAGGAUGACAUCGGCAAAUACAGUGACCGUCGCGUAGUAGCUAUGGUUGCUCCAUCUGGAUCAGGAAAGACUGCGACCGUAGUUGACCUCGCGAGCAAGCACUUUGUGAUCUAUUGUGUUUGUUGCAUCCCGAGCCCCACCAUCUCUCCCGGCUUCAAGGACCCGAACUUUAUCACGCUUGCAGAAGACAUUGAGAGCAUGUACCGGGCCGUUAUUCACAGGAAUCAAGGGCGUUCGCAGGACGCAAAGGACAUCGAUUUCGAAGUCAAGGCCCUAGCAGGAGAACGCGUCAAGCUCGAAUUCCUUUCACGGCUGCUCUUCCUUCAGCAUCUCCUCGACAACAACCUUGCUCUAGAACCCCUGCAGUUCUUCCGUGAACAGACCACCAAAGGUGCCUUAACUACCGGUGACCUGGUCUACAAGCUGAAGGAGUACGACUACAACACAAUCCAAGCCAUGCUCAGCAAAGUCCAAGACAAGCUUCAGUCUAUCCUUGUUUCCAAACGACUUGGACUGGUGAUUGCCCUGGACGAGGCUCAAGUUGCGGUUACUGGGAUCUUGUCCGAAAAGCUCAUCUCACCAUCCGCUUUGAUCAACAGAGAUGCCCUCUUCGACAGCAAAGAACCAUGUGAUGGUAUUAAUUUGGUCCACAGUAUCUGGUGCAUCACGGUGAUUGCUGGUGUGCAAACUCAUCUGGAGAACGUUGUGUUCCUACCUAAAGCAUAUUUGGACAACGACGGAUUCAUUAAGAGCUUGGAAAAAGCCAUGAUGGCUUAUGUCACGACCCUUGCUCGAGGAUUCUGUGUCGGGUCCCCUGCCUUCGACCCUGAGGAGUUUGUUGUGCUCCGUGAUGAGGCCGCGGAGCGGCGAGACUUUCUUCAUGAUUUGAAGACAGAGAUGCCGAAAGGGACAAAAUGGGCAGAUGAAGUGAUCGAGAGCAUCGAGGAAACUGUGAUAAACGGUGGAUUCGAUGAAGCGAGGGUGGAGCAGUGGCCCGAAGACAAGGUCCUACAGAGGAGGUACCAGAAGUUUGAGUACGGCCGGCAGGAACGCGGAAAAGCUGAUCGAUUGGCCUCCUGGUCGUAUGAAAAGUAUCGCUAUUAUUUGCACUUAUGCAAAGGACGAUCACUCGUCACCGGGAUGAAAGUGACCCUGCCAAGAAAACUGGAUAUUGAUCGCAACAUCGACACUGACAAGUACGAUUUCGAUACCAUCCUACUCAUGGAGAAUGAGAUCAACGUGGCGAAGAAGAGUAUGUCCGAGUUCAAGGACUCAUCUGCAUUCAGACUCUCCAAAGAGUCAUUCAAGCCAAAGUGGGCGGUCAAGAUCUUACGCGCUGAUCUAUGGAAAUUGAUCGAGGACACCAACGCAACGAAGGAUGGAUGGGAACAACAACUGCAUGGUGUGCGAUCAGAACCCCGUCCCAGCUUGGAGGUCGAAGCCGAGUCGCCUCUUCUACCGCCGUUUGUGUUACUCGAGGAGCAUACCCUCCAAGGUUCUGCUCUUCCACGACAAACCAUCAGCCCACUAUCAUCGUCUAUCAUAACCAGCCUGCCAUCAAACGUCCCAUCCAAGAUAUCUGUUACAUCUCGUCGCAGCCAAAAAUCGAUCAAGGAUUUUUUUCCAUUGACCCCUGCUCAUGGAAACUCCGCCAUGCGUGCACUGCCCUUGACAGCAGAAAUCAAUACCCAUGGUCGUCACCCACUGGUGGACAUCAGCAACGACGGCAAGGACAGCCAAAUCCAAUCCAAGUUCCGUCGUGGUUUCCUCACACCCUUAUCCGCAACGCUGAGCAACAUGCGGGCAACACUGGUGAUUAUUGGCACCGCACUCUCGUUGCAAGAUGCCGAUCAUGUGUACUCGGCCAUCGCCAAACCCACCAAUUUCUCGAGGAUUACUGAAUUUCCCCGAUUCGAUGAAAAAGACGUUAUCAAGAUCCACUCGAAGCUAGUCGACAUGUCAGACUGUGAAAUCCCGCCCGCCAAACGCCACAAGCUAACCGGACGAGCCCGAUUUUCCAUUGACGUCGUCGAACGCCUUGCCACACGCUGCUCUUCUCAGGACUCGAAACAAGCUAUUCUCGAUGACGCUGUUGACAAGUCGAUUGAGCAUACAAUUAAUGGGCUUCGGAUCGGAGUACGCACUAUUCUCGAAAGCGACAAAACAAACGAGGCAGCUCGGCUUCUUAGUCGAAUGGUCUUGGCCUAUCAUCUCCAAGAUGCCAAAAUUUCGUUCUCGAGCCAACUGCAGUCCGACUUUGUGGCCAAGGCGCUGUGCAGACUGCAACAACACCCUGAUGGUGUUCACCUGAUCAUGGACGAGCCCUUGGUGGUUGAGGCGGUGGAGGAGGCGGUGGAAGAGGGACUGAAGUCUUCGGGCAAGGAUCCUACGUUCAUCGAGUACAUGGAUCAACUGAACCGGCUCAUUGAAAACCUUGGUGCGAAGUCAGCCACAAAGGGGGAAGCUCUGGAGAUGCUUGUUCGUCGAUCGCUUCAGCGAUUCAAUGGUAUCCCAGUGUUUCAGUUCCAGAUCGACGAGAUCAACACAGCCAGUGGAUUUGGAUACAAGGGCAGUGGCGUGACUGCCGAUCUUGCCUUCCUUACUGCUUGUCCUCCGUGCAAGAUGCUUGUUGCGCGAUCUGGUACACGUCCGGAUGGAGUCUGGUUUUUCCCUGAUAAACGGUACGCCGGCUCUCUCGCGAUCAAGUUUUACAGCAACGAUGUGCCUCAGCUCACGCACAAGGAGAACGAGACCUCCAGCGAUAUUCGAGCGUGCUUCUUGAUGACGGACGGUGACAAGUUGAACGCAACCUUGGCAGCCACUCGACACUCCUAUGAGAAUGCAGGCACCCCCUCCAACGUUAAGGGAAUUUUGCGCAUUCACAUGGAGUUUCCGUGCGUCAAGGGAGUGAAGCCGGUCACUCACGUCAGGAAGGAUCCGACGACUCGCGCUAAUGAUGUGAUGGUGUACAUCAACUGUGAGAAUAUAGACAGCUUUUUCGACGAGAGUAUCAAAGCAUAUAGGAACGAUAUGAUCAAGCUGAAGAAACUGAUCAAGUAUGUCUGCGGCUCAUAA